AAGAGCCUCCCCAGAGCCCGCAGCUUCGGACAGAUGGUCACUCGUGGGGGGGCGAGCGGGUUUGGUCGGUUGUCAUGGCGACAGCGCAGUUGGCCUGGGCCCUACGGGCUACUGCAGGCGGGAGGCUGCGCGGCCCCCGAGGCACUGGGGGAGCCCGGAGGCUGAGCGGCAGCGCGCGGCGGCGGGCGGCCAGGAGCGCCAGCCCGGGGCGCCGGCUCAGCACGGCCUGGGCACCGGCCCAGCCCGCACGAGAGGAGACCGAGGGCGCGGAGAACGACGACCACUCGCCUGCAGCGGAGAAGCCGUCGUGGACGCCACCCCCCGCUCCCCCGGUGCCCCCCGAACCUCCCGGGCCCGCGGCCGGCCGCUCGCUCUUGCAGCGGGACAUCCAAGCCUUCUUGAACCAGUGCGGGGCCAGCCUGGGAGAGGCGCGCCACUGGCUCACGCAGUUCCAGACCUGCCACCGCUUCGCUAACAAGCCCUUCGCCGUCGUCGAGGUGGACGAGGAGGUAAUCAAGUGCCCGCCGUCCGCAUCCAGCCUGGCCUUCGCCCUGGCCUUCCUGCACCGCAUGGACAUGAAGCCGCUGGUGGUCCUGGGGCUGCCCGCUCCCACGGCGCCCUCGGGCUGUCUUUCCUUCUGGGAGGCCAAGGCACAGCUUGCCCAGAGCUGCAAGGUGCUGGUGGACGCGCUGCGGCACAACGCCGCCACUGCCGUGCCUUUUUUUGGAGGCGGGUCGGUGCUGGGCGCCGCUGAGCCAGCCCCUCAUGCCAGCUAUGGCGGCGUUGUCUCGGUGGAGACCGACCUGCUACAGUGGUGCCUGGAGUCGGGCAGCAUCCCAAUCCUGUGCCCCAUCGGGGAGACGGCUGCGCGCCGCUCCGUGCUCCUCGACUCGCUAGAGGUGACCGCGGCGCUGGCCAAGGCACUGCAGCCCACCAAAAUCAUCUUCCUCAAUAACACAGGCGGCCUGCGCGACAGCAGUCACAAGGUCCUGAGUAACGUGAACCUGCCCGCCGAUCUGGACCUGGUGACCAACGCCGAGUGGGUGAGCACCAAAGAACGGCAGCAGAUGCGGCUCAUCGUGGACGUGCUCAGCCGCCUACCCCACCACUCCUCGGCCGUCAUCACCGCCGCCAGCACGCUGCUCACCGAGCUCUUCAGCAACAAGGGGUCCGGGACCCUGUUCAAGAACGUCGAGCGGAUGCUGCGAGUGCGCAGCCUGGACAGCCUGGACCAGGGCCGCCUAGUGAACCUGGUCAACGCCAGCUUCGGCAAGAAGCUCCGGGAUGACUACUUGGCCUCGCUGCGCCCACGGCUGCACUCUGUCUACUACUCGGAGGGGUACAACGCGGCCGCCAUUCUGACCACGGAGCCCGUACUGGGGGGCACCCAGUAUCUAGACAAGUUUGUGGUGAGCUCCAGCCGCCAGGGCCAAGGCUCCGGCCAGAUGUUGUGGGAGUGCCUGCGGCGGGACCAGCAGACGCUUUUCUGGCGCUCGCGGGUCACCAACCCCAUCAAUCCGUGGUACUUCAAACACAGCGAUGGCAGCUUCUCCAACAAGCACUGGAUCUUCUUCUGGUUUGGCCUGGCCGAUAUCCGGGACUCUUAUGAGCUGGUCAACCAUGCCAAGGGGCUACCGGACUCCUUCUGCAAGCCAGCCUCUGACCCAGGCAGCUGAUGCUCACCACUGGCCCUGCAGGCCCUGGGACAGCCAGGGUGGACCAAAAGCCAUGCCUGCCAGAGGUGACCCCAGGCAGCCACAGGCUGGACCAGGCUUGUUGGCUGAGUGAUCUGCAGAGGAGGCAGCUCCUACUCUACUCUGCCCAGAGGGGUCGCCCAAGUGGGGACAAGCACAGGAAGGAGAAGGGCCUGCCCCAGACCCCUACUUGCUCCAAAGCCACAACCAGGUAGACAGACGGCCUUCAGUUUUCAGUCUAGGGAUUUGGGGGGAGGAGGGCUUGCCUUCAAGGGCUCUACUCAGGGCUAACCUUAAGGGUGGGCCAGUUCCUGUGGCCUCUGUGCUAUUUUGAGGCUCCUUUUCCCAAAAUAUCACCCCUGUCUGCCUGAUAUACUGCCACUCAUUUUAAUUCCUUUGGGUCUUGCAACUUUUCAGGAGGCCUUGAUUAAAACACAAAUACUUGUCUGCGAGUCAGCUCACGCUUGAAAAGAAAUUAGCAGUGACCCUCUGGGAGCAAGAUCUGGAGGGCUGGGGAGCCAGGGGACUCCUAGAGGGGAAGAGAGGAGCUAAAUGAGGUGGAGGACCCAGGAUGAAUGCCACCAACAUCUCCCUCAUCUGGCUUGUCAGCAGCCCCCAGAGGAGCUCCUUUCCCCCAAAGUUAGGAAACAUCCUAGGGCCGGCCCCGUGGCUUAGCGGUUAAGUGCACGCGCUCCGCUGCUGGUGGCCCGGGUUCGGAUCCCGGGCGUGCACAGACGCACCGCUUCUCCGGCCAUGCUGAGGCCGCGUCCCACAUACAGCAACUAGAAGGACGUGCAGCUAUGACAUACAACUAUCUACUGGGGCUUUGGGGAAAAAAAUAAAUAAAUAAAUAAAAUUAUUAGGAAACAUCCUCCAUUCCACAGACCAGACCGGCAGCAGCCCCAGCUCCCUUUGCAGGCAGGGCUCAGGGCCCAGCGCAGCCCUGGAUGUCUUCCCCUAGGCCCCACUGCAGGUUGUGUCUCCGUCUCUGCAGGAGCAGAACACCUCAGACGGGCAGGAGUCCAAAGCCAGAGAUUUCACUUGACAUUUUUGACCCCCGCAAUGUGCUAGGCACUAUGCUGGCUGCUUGUGCUCCUUUCUGUCAGGAGGUGCAUGGACAAGUAGGGAGAGGGUCAAUUAAGAGACUACCAUGGGGCUGGCCCCAUGGGGUAGCAGUUAAGUGCGUGCGCUCCGCUGCUGGCAGCCCGGGUUCGGAUCCUGGGCACACACCGACGCACCGCUUGUCAGGCCAUGCUGUGGCAGCAUCCCACAUAAAAUGGAGGAAGAUCGGCACGGAUGUUAGCUCAGGGCUAGUCUUCCUCAGCAAAAGGAGGAGGAUUGGCAUGGAUGUUAGCUCAGGGCUAGUCUUCCUCAGCAAAAGGAGGAGGAUUGGCAUGGAUGUUAGCUCAGGGCUGAUCUUCCUCAAAAAAAAAAAAAAAAAUAGA
Diceros bicornis minor is the source of this 3139-nucleotide messenger RNA. RefSeq names its product N-acetylglutamate synthase (gene NAGS). Gene Ontology annotation, cellular component: mitochondrial matrix. NCBI's taxonomy places the organism in Eukaryota, Metazoa, Chordata, Mammalia, Perissodactyla, Rhinocerotidae. The record is from RefSeq and is a predicted model, not a curated record. Gene Ontology annotation, molecular function: arginine binding; L-glutamate N-acetyltransferase activity, acting on acetyl-CoA as donor. Bases 75 to 1676 code for a protein of 533 amino acids. Gene Ontology annotation, biological process: glutamate metabolic process; L-arginine biosynthetic process. The transcript is spliced from 7 exons.